Molecule: messenger RNA, 805 nt
Organism: Monopterus albus (swamp eel)
Lineage: Eukaryota; Metazoa; Chordata; Actinopteri; Synbranchiformes; Synbranchidae
Product: NACHT, LRR and PYD domains-containing protein 12-like
Exons: 5
Coding region: 146-805 (219 amino acids)
Molecular function (GO): protein binding
Source: RefSeq, a predicted model, not a curated record
UGUAUCUCAAUUCUUGGAUUUGUGAAAUAAUCUCCUCAGCUCUUCGAAUGCCAAACUCUGUGUUAACAGAACUGCAUCUGAUACAUAGUACAUUUUAUGAGAAAGUCUCUCAGGUAAUGGACUGUCGCACACAGACUGUGAGAACAUGGCAUCAGUCAUUCAAUCAGUUAUCAAAAAUCUAAGAGAACUGGAGCUGAGUGACAACAUACUGAAGGGCUCCUUGUGCUCUUUGCUUUCUGUUGUGCUAUCCAGCCCUAAACUGGAGAAGCUCAGACUGAACCGAAAUCCUGGGGCUGCAGAAAUCUCUAAGGUGUUGGUGACGGCACUUGUGUCCAACCUGUGUUACCUGCGAGAGCUGGAACUGAGCUACACCAAUUUUGGUGACUCAGAGAUGGAGAUCAUCUCUACAGGGCUGAUGAGUGAAACGUGUAUGCUGCAGGUAUUGAGUCUGAGUCACAACAAACUCACUGAAAAAGGCUGUGAGACGUUGGCCUCUGCACUCAGCUCUGACACUUGGCACCUGAGAGAGCUAGACCUGAGCUACAAUGACCUGCAGGACGCUGGAGUGAUGGCGCUCUGUUGUGCGCUGAAGACAUCACACUGUGAUUUGGAAACAAUAAGGCUCUCAUUCUGUAAAGUGAGGGGAGACGGAUGUGCUUCGCUGGCUUCAGCUAUGAGGUCUGACCACUGCAGCAUCAAGGAUCUGGACCUGAGCUUCAAUCACCUCACAGAUCAAGGAGUCCAGCUGCUAAGUGAAAUACAAAGGGAUUCACGCUGCAGUCUGGAGAAACUCAAGUAUGACUAG